Molecule: messenger RNA, 618 nt
Organism: Penicillium egyptiacum
Lineage: Eukaryota; Fungi; Ascomycota; Eurotiomycetes; Eurotiales; Aspergillaceae
Source: the annotation of a GenBank genome assembly
AUGGCUGAGGCAGAUCCUCAGACGGACAAUAACAAGUCAGUUUCUUUACUUCUAGUCGGAGAUGCAGGAUGUGGGAAAUCAACUUUCUUAGCUCGCCUGAAGAGCGGAAGACCAUCCCAAUCAGGGCCAUCUAAUACGGAACAAAAUACACUUGAACUAUUACGAGAUGGUGAUCAGCCUUUCAUCUACGACAUCCGGUUCUCAAAGAAGACAUUCACUCUAGAACUUUACGACACAUCCAACCCAAACCAGCAUUGGACAACCCUUCGGCCUGAUGUGGUUGUCCUAGCCUUUGACAUCUCCAAUCGAGACACACUUGUUGGACUAAAAGAGUGGCGAAAUGAUAUUACUCGUUACUUUCAGUACGGUCACGGCGAGCGCCUUCCAGUGAUGAUGCUGGGCCUGAAAAGGGAUCUACGAAGAGAAGGCGAGGGAAUUAUCUAUCCACAAGAGGCCUAUCGUAUUGCACAGGAACUUCGUUGUGAUAGAUACGCCGAGUGUUCGGCUGUCACAGGCGAGCUGCUCGCAGAGACGUUUGAAGAUCUUGCUAGAUUGGCGGCAAUGACGACGACUGAAAAAGGUGGCCAGAGUGAGGGCACUUCUUGCGUUAUUCUUUGA